GCCGGCGGCUGAGGUGAGGAGGCGCCACGCACGGCCCCUUCCUUUCCUGCGGGCGGCGGCACCAUGAAGGCGUCGGGCACCCUGCGGGAGUACAAGGUGGUCGGGCGGUGCCUGCCGACGCCGAAAUGCGCCACUCCUCCGCUGUACCGCAUGCGGAUCUUCGCCCCGAACCACGUGGUUGCCAAGUCGCGGUUCUGGUACUUCGUGUCCCAGCUGAAGAAGAUGAAGAAGUCUUCGGGAGAGAUCGUGUACUGCGGCCAGGUGUAUGAGAAGUCCCCUCUGCGAGUAAAAAACUUUGGCAUUUGGUUGCGCUAUGACUCUCGUAGUGGAACUCACAACAUGUACAGGGAGUACAGGGAUCUGACCACUGCGGGUGCUGUCACUCAGUGCUACCGUGAUAUGGGAGCCCGUCAUCGUGCCCGUGCUCACUCUAUUCAGAUCAUGAAGGUGGAGGAAAUCGCUGCGAGCAAGUGCCGUAGGCCAGCAGUCAAGCAGUUCCAUGAUUCGAAAAUCAAGUUCCCUCUGCCGCACAGAGUUCUGCGUCAGCAGCACAAACCCCGUUUCACCACCAAGAGACCAAACACAUUUUUCUAAAUGCAAAAACAUGCUGUUGGCUCCGUGUUGCAAUAAAGAUGGAUUUGAACCUUU
Cygnus atratus (black swan) is the source of this 648-nucleotide messenger RNA. RefSeq names its product ribosomal protein L18a (gene RPL18A). The transcript is spliced from 5 exons. The record is from RefSeq and is a predicted model, not a curated record. Bases 64 to 594 code for a protein of 176 amino acids. Gene Ontology annotation, biological process: translation. Gene Ontology annotation, molecular function: structural constituent of ribosome. Gene Ontology annotation, cellular component: ribosome; cytosolic large ribosomal subunit. Lineage: Eukaryota; Metazoa; Chordata; Aves; Anseriformes; Anatidae.